This is a messenger RNA of Fukomys damarensis (Damara mole-rat), 1404 nucleotides long. It is a transcript of the gene Cabp2, whose product is annotated as calcium binding protein 2. Lineage: Eukaryota; Metazoa; Chordata; Mammalia; Rodentia; Bathyergidae. The record is from RefSeq and is a predicted model, not a curated record. The transcript has 6 exons. Gene Ontology annotation, molecular function: calcium ion binding. Bases 525 to 1235 code for a protein of 236 amino acids.
UGCUGUACCAGAACUCCAGGCCUGGCACAGUUCAAGGGCCCAUGGGGAACUGUGCCAAGCGGCCCCGGAGCCGGGGGCCCAAGGUAGGAGGCCAAAGGGGGAGCAGUCAAGGACCAGAGAUUGGGUGGGCAGAGUCCGCUAGGGCUGGGCUGGAGAUGGAGGUAGGCAUGGCCUCUGGACGGAGGGGUUGGUUGCUCAUUGACCUCAAAGGAGAGUUUUUUCCGGGACACCUCAGACUCAGACCCAGCCUGGUCCUGGCUCACACAGUAGGCUGAUCUUCUGUGCUCAGCUGACCAGGCCCUCGCUGUCCAUCCCUCCAGGCCCUACUCCCUGUUUCCCAGCCUUGGCUGGGGCAGCGCAGAACUGAAAGCCAGGUCUCACUCAACCCCUGGCUUCCUCAGUGGCCCUGGCCAAGUCUCUCAACCUUUCUGUGCCUCAGUUUGCAAAACUGAGCAGCUAGGGGAUAAACCCUACCAGUCUACAGUAUUAAUGGGUGAGGGUCCUGUACCCCAGGCCCCUUCCUCAUGGCCCUGUGCUGGGUUCUAAAGAGCAGAAUGGCUGGCGGGGGGGGGCGGCAAAGAGAGGGCUUCAGACCAUUCCCCAGCUCAUGGCCGGCUCUGCUGCAGGAUCCCUGGCAGUGGCCUGGCUCCCCCAGAGGGGGCUCCUGUUGUAGCGCCAGUCCCCGCCCCGAGGAGCAGGGGGGCAUCCAGGGCUUCUCGGUGCUUGGCAGCCUGGUGGGGCCGGCCUGCAUCUUCCUUCGGCCCAGCAUCGCUGCUACCCAGCUCGAUCGGGACCUGCGGCCCGAGGAGAUUGAAGAGCUGCAGGUCGCCUUCCAGGAGUUUGACCGAGACCGGGACGGCUACAUCGGCUACCAGGAGCUGGGUGCCUGCAUGCGGACGCUGGGCUACAUGCCCACUGAGAUGGAGCUCAUCGAGAUCUCACAGCAAAUCAGUGGCGGGAAGGUGGACUUUGAAGACUUCGUGGAGCUGAUGGGCCCCAAGCUGCUAGCGGAGACAGCAGACAUGAUUGGUGUCAGGGAGCUUCGGGAUGCCUUCCGGGAGUUUGACACCAACAGGGAUGGCUGCAUCAGUGAGGGAGAGCUUCGGGCAGCCCUCAAGGUCCUGCUGGGGGAGCGUCUCAGCCAGCGGGAGGUGGACGAGAUCCUGCAGGACAUCGAUCUCAAUGGAGAUGGCCUGGUUGACUUCGAAGAAUUUGUGCGAAUGAUGUCUCGCUGAAACUGUAUAGAAGCUGGAGGCAGCGGACAGGACAGGCAAACCACAGCCUCUUAAAACUAAGUGUGUUCCCUAAAGCCCAUCCUGUACAUCCGGAAUCCUCCUCCAUCCCUGCCUGCCUCAACCCUUACCCUAUCUCUGUUUCUGUGACAAUAAAGUAUCAUCAAGCCUG